Molecule: messenger RNA, 5367 nt
Organism: Stylonychia lemnae
Lineage: Eukaryota; Ciliophora; Spirotrichea; Sporadotrichida; Oxytrichidae
Source: the annotation of a GenBank genome assembly
AUGAAGGGUGAUACUCCUUAUGAGUAUAAAUUUGACGUAGGCUUCUGCAGAAAGUGCCUAUAAUGCUAAGAUGGGCUGUAUCUUCUUAAAAAUUAAACUGGAGUGAAUAGUAGUUUAUACCCAAACUAUCUUUCAUUUUGUGUACCUGAUUGCUAGUUAGCUGGAUAUUAAUAUGUGAAUAACCCGGUAACUGGAAAAUGCUAAUCAUGCGGAAAUCAUUGCAAAUCCUGCAACAUUAAUUAUGGCUGUGAAACUUGUAUUCCUGAAGGUUAAUCGCAGGGAUGGGUUAAUGCAAUUGAACAAAGCAUUUCUUCAGGAUUCUAUAAGUGUUAAGUUAUAGUUGUGUUGAGAAUCAGCCUUAGAUUUACAUGGAUAAUUGUUUGCAAGCAUCAUUUUAAGAUCCAUCUAUUUGCUCAGUUUGUGAUGAUGCAUUUUAUCUAAACUAGUUUGGCUAUUGUAGCAAAUGUGAAGUUAAAAAUUGCAGAAACUGUGAUACCUCUGAAUCAACUUGUUAAGAGUGCCAAUAAGGCUACACAUUAUACAAUAAUAAAUGCUAUGUUAAUACAGACUGUAAAAGUUGUACCAAUGGAUUUAUCUUUUAGAAUAACUGUCUAUCUCAGUGCCCUUCAGGGUACUAUGGAUACAAAGAUAUGCCACGAUAACUGCAAAGAAUGUGUAGGGGAACUUGAAACUGAAUGUAUCAGAUGUCCAUAUGAGACUUAUCUCAGUAAAAGUGACAUAAAAGUUUCUUUCGGUGAAUGUAUUACGAAACCUUAUUCUACUUUCCAAGUUAAUAUUUAUGUUGCAGCCCCAUCAUCAAAAGAUUUUUAAUCUUAAGAUUCUGACGGCUCAAUACUUAAUCCAUUUUAUGAUAUAAGAGAUGCUUUGAUUAAAAUGUAUGAAGAUUGUGCUGAUGUUUAAGAAAAAUGUUACUCUUAUUGCUUAACUACUGGAGAUAAAGUUAUAAUCAAAAAUAAGAUAAGAGAUCGUCUGAAUAUUAAAGUAGGUUAAGGUUUAACAAUAACAAAUGUGAUAAUAGAUAGUUUAGAUUCAAUUGUUGAUACAAGUGAGACUGCCUCUUGCCUUUCUGAUAUCCUAGAUUGUUGUUAAAUUGAUAGUUUGACAAACUUAAUUAAAGAUAAGAUCAUAGGUAAUAGUAUCUGCUAACCAGCCAAUCAAAGAUUAACUGAGGAGUGCAAUAUUGCAAGUGGUGGAUAUUUCAUUAAAUUUGACAUUUCUAGCAAUACUGUCCUGAAUUCCCCUCCAACUUUAAUCAUAAAUAACUGUGAAUUCAAGAAUUUUAUCUUUAACUUCAAUUCAUUAAUUGAAACUAAUCCAAAUGGAGGACACAUUAAUAUAACGAAUUCUAUUUUUGAUAGAUUUACCUCAUGCGGUGCUAUUAUUAGAAAUUUCAGACGAGAAUAUGUCCCUUAUUAUGAGGACGCUGAUUAGCUCUACAGAAAUCAUUGGUACCGCCAAAAUAACAUAGUAGCUGAUAUCUAUGAAAGAAUUUACUUUGAAGAAAACAACCUUGGCACCUAUUGUACAUCCAAUUGUGAGAGCUUAAUUAUUAAUAGCACAACUUUUAGCAAUUUCGGAAGAGAUUUUACCAAGAUCGAUACUAUAGUCGAUAUUAAUCCUGCUUUGGGACUUCAUAAAUAAGCUAGAAUAGUAAAUCUGAAUAAUUUUAGAGGAUUAGUAAAAAUAGAGAACUCCAUUUUUGAAGGAAAUAUUCUCGGAUAUAAUGGAGGAUGUAGCAUUCACUAUUAAGAUUAAAGUUAUAAAAAUAAGAAAGAUAAUGAUGAUUAUUUUGUGUAUUACUGGUCUAAUAAUCAAUAUUGGAGUAACUACAUAUAGCUGAAGAGUUUAAUUACUAUUGAAUAUCAAUAGGGGAGUAUUUAAAUUCUAAACAAUAUUUUCAAGGGUAACUCAGUCAUUAAGGGUUUGAUCUAUAUUGAUGGAGAUUAUAUUACACCUAACUAUUUAGAACAGGAUAUAAUGAUUUAAGGGAAUUAAUUUAAUUAGAACUUUGCUUACUUAUCAACUUUAGCAAUAUAUAUUAGAAGAUAUGAUCCAAACUUUGAAGAUCAUGAUAUAAUUAAUUCUAAUUAUAUACCUUGCAGUGGAAUAAUUAUUAACGAAAACCAUUUUGAAAAAAAUUUCGGAUGCCCUUUGUAUGGGGGUGGUUUGAUAACUAUAGAUUGCUAAUAAGAAUCAUAUUAUGAUGAAUUGGAUAAUUCCUAUCCAUUAGAUGUCAAUAACAGAUAUACACCAGACGGUAUUUUGGAACUUAAAAAUACUCAUAUUACAUUAGAUGAUGGAAUAUAAGAUUUAAAAAAGAUAGAACUAAGUGAUAAUUUCUACUAGUAAAACUUUGCGUCUUAUGAUGAAGGGUUGAUUACUUUAAGAGGGAUUUUACUAGUAUAUAUGCAAAAUGAAACAUUCAACUCAAACGGAGAAAAUGUUAUGGAAACAUUCCAAAAUCAAUUUUAAGAACUUGUUUCUUCCCAGAAACCUACCUAUUAUAAUAUGUAAGGGCUUAUCUUAGCAGCGUAUUGCCUUUAUUUAAAAAUAGAUGGUGCUUUUGUUUCUGAUAAUUUCUUGUUUGAAUAUGAUGUCAAUAUUAAUAAAGGAUCAUUUAUAACAAUGGAUCAUUUUGAAGGAAUAAUUGAAAUAAAUAAUUCUUAAAUUUACAAUUUCUACAGUUUCUUGAGAAAUCUAUUCAUUUAUGAAUAAGGAUAUGAUGUUGGAGAAAUUAACCUAGAUUAGACUACACCUAUUAUAGGAGCAAAUAAAGAAUCUAAAAUGGUAGGAUUUUACAUGCACAAUACCGUGCUAGAUACAUUUUAUUUUACAUUGUACAAUCAUUAACAAAUAGGUUUUAUUUUUUUUGGAGGUUUCUGCUAUAAAUAUCAUUCUUACUUUUCUUUAAAAGCAGAAAUUGUUUACCUUUCCAACAUUCAUGCAAAGGACAUCAACAAUGGUCAAGACUUUUUUACUUAUAUAGAUGAAGAAGAUUUUAAUGGUCAAAUGUUCCAGCUUGACAUUUCUGAUUCAUCAGAUAGUCAAUUUAUUCUAAGUAAUUCAACAUUUGAUUCAGUUGAUGGUAAUUCGGCGGGAAUCAUUCCAAACUUACUCUAAAAAAUUGUUCAUUUGAAGAAACUUUAUCUAUCACCAAUGGAUUGGAUGAAAUUUGUAAUUAGAAAUAGCUAGGUAAUUUAAAGAGGAAAUAGUUCAAUGUCCUAUGAAUUUGAUACUUACUAUGUUGAGGAAUUAAGCUAUGAAUCAAAUUAUUAAGCUUCAGGUUAGAGAAAUUAUGGAAGUGCAAUAUCUAUCAAUACAUUAGACAAUUAACUUGAAGUAUAUUCUGAGAACAAUCAUUAUGAGGGAUGUAGAUUUGCAUAGCAAGGAGGAGUCUUUUAUAUUGUUUCUGAUAAUAAAGUAACUUUUACAGAGACAAACUCUACUUAUCUAAAUAUAUAAGGAAUUAUAGGAGGUGUAAUUUACUGCCUUAACUGUAAUAAAUUCGAAUUAAAUGAUGCAAAUUUCCAAUACAUCUAAUCGUAUCAGGGUGGACUUUUCUAUUUUAUUUAAUCAAGUAUAAUCGGCCUAGAUAUUAUCAUUAAAACAACAGAAACAUCUGACUUAAUUGCUUUUGAUAAUGGCGGAAUGCUUCUGUUUAAUGGAAAUUAGUCUCUUAUUUCUAUAUACGUUGAAGAAUCUAAUUUUACUAAUAUCUAGUCCGUAACAAUUGAUUCAACAAUAUUUUCAGCUUUGAAAUGUCGUUUCGAGGAUAUAUUGAGUCUCAGGUAUGGUGGAAUAAUCUUGAUUGGAUCAUAAAAUCGGGCAGAUAUUAGCUUUGUCUAAAGCACUAUUUUUAAUGUAAAAGCUAACUUUGGUGGUUCAAUUAUUUAUUCAAGAAAUAAAAAUGGCCGUAUUAAUUUGAUAUUGGAAAAAAAUAACGUAUAAUGCCUUGAAGAUCCAUAUGAUUUAACAGGUGAAAUGUAGGAUUUCUUUGAAAAUUAAAAUGAAGAAAAAUCAUACAGACAUGCUAUCUAAUGCUAUGCAAUGCUAUAAUCUACUCUAAAUUCCAAUGAAAACACAUUUAAAAAUUGCGCCUAAAAACUUUAAAAAGUUUGGAAUUUAGAUUAAGAAUAUAAAUGGACGAUAACAUCUGGCGGGGUAUACAAUCUUUAAACUUAAAGUUCAUUUGUUGUUAAAGAUAAAUAUUCUUUGUAUGAAAAUAAUUCGGCAGAAUAAGGAUCAAUCUAUUAUUGCUAGAAUUGUGAUUUAACUAUAUCAAACAAUGUUUAUCUAAACAACUAUUGUUUUGAAGGCUGUAUUGUUUAUUCAAACAUGUUUCAAUUAGUGACGGAUAUCAAAAGUUCCAGAUUUGAAGAUAAUUUAGCUCUCUUUUAAGGUGCAAUUAUAUUACAACAUCACAAUAUAAAAUUUCAAGGUGGUUAGGACAUUUACAUUGAAGAUUGUGAAUUUACAACAGACAUGGAGAAAUAUUGGUACUUCCAGCCUUAUUAGAGCUAUUCAAACCAAGAAGUUACUUCUGGUUUGCUAUUUGAUAUUAAACAAAUAAUAACAUUUGUCAUUAAAGAUAGAAACCUGGAAUAAAUCUCUUUUUCUGAUAAUACAGCUUAGUACGGAGGAGCUCUUUAGCUACUAGAUGAAUCUGAAAUUUAAAUAGAUUCUUCAUAUUUUGAAUAUAAUUGGGCAUAUUAUGAUGCUGGUGUCAUACUCUAGAAAAGAUACAUCCCAACUUAUAAGAAGAGCUCAAAACUCUAAAUUUAAGAUUGUGAAUUCUACUACAAUCAUGCAAAUGAAGAUGGAGGAGUGCUUAAACUAGAUGAAAAAUAUCUUGAUUUAACAAUAGAGUAUUCAACUUUUGAGCUAUCUUCAGCAGACUCUGGAGGAAAUUUGAAACAAGCUUAUUCUGAAAGCAAUAAAUACUCUAAAUGUUAUGACGCUUAUUCAGGAGGAGUUAUAAAUUUGUUUAAUUCUUAUUUCGAUGAAGAUGGCUCAACCUAUGAAUCUAAUGAUGGUGGAGUUAUUUCUAUUGAUAAUAAAGGCAAACUAAAUGCUACUGGAUGCAGUUUCUUAGAUAAUUAAGCUGUCCAAAAAGGAGGAGUGAUAAAUUUAGUUACUAAAUCACACUUCUAUAUUUCAGAUUCCAAGUUUAUUAGUAAUAUUGCUGUUGAAAAUUCAAUUCUCAAUGUCCUAGAAUCAGAUGAACACAAUAAUGCUAUUGAAAACUCAAAGAAUAUUUUUGUUGGCUUUUCAAAUUUGACUAUUAUUAAUACGAAGUUUCUUGAUUCUGCGAGAUUCAUAACUUAAUAUCACUGGUUCAAAGUUUGA